GGAGGAGAGGACAGAGGAUGGAGCCAGCUGGGGAGAGGAGGAUUCCACCAAUGUAGGAACAUUUAGACUGGAUUUCUCCCAAUAAGCUGCAAUGGAGCUCGGAGCCGAGAACUCAAAGCCGCGGUGUGAGAACAGAAUCUAUGACCCGCAGCGUCCGGAUGCCAAAGCCAGCGCCGACGGCCGCGCGGACACCGGGGCGCAGAGACCCACGUGGAGCGGGCAGCUGGAGUUCAUCCUGGCCACGGUGGGGUACGCGGUGGGGCUGGGAAACGUCUGGAGGUUCCCCUAUCUGUGCUACAGCAGCGGCGGAGGUGCCUUCAUUAUCCCCUACCUCACCAUGGUUUUCCUCUGUGGCAUCCCUCUGCUCUACAUGGAGUUUGCUGUUGGCCAGUAUACUCGUUUAGGGCCAGUGCAUGCAUUCGCCAAAAUCUGUCCCCUCUUUAAAGGUGUAGGUCUGGCCACAAUUGUCAUUUCCUUCGUCUUCUGCACGUUCUACAAUGUGCUCAUGGGCUGGGCCCUUUUCUACUUGUUCAACUCAUUCAGAGGAACCCUCCCCUGGGCGUCUUGCAACAACACUUGGAACGUUGUUGAAAACUGUUCCAGUGGUUUUCCUGGCAAUGCCAGCCACCAGCAGUCUUCAAGCCAACAGUUCUUCGAUCACAGACUUUUAGAGAAGACUGGUGGCAUUGAUGAAGCUGGUGGCAUGCAGUGGGAAGUGUUUGGCUGUCUCCUCCUUUCCUGGGUCAUCAUUUAUUUAUGCAUUUUUAAAGGAGUCAAAUCCACUGGCAAGGUGGUGUACUUCACUGCUGUUUUUCCGUACUUUAUCCUGUUCGCCCUGCUUAUCAAUAACGUCCAGCUUCCUGGAGCCAAGGAGGGCAUCCUCUAUUUUAUAACACCUGUUUGGAGCAAACUGUUCGAAGUCAAGGUUUGGGUGAAUGCUGCUGCCCAGGUGUUUAACUCACUUGGAAUAGCAUUCGGCUGCAUGAUUUCAAUGGCUAGUUACAACAAGUUCAACAAUAACAUCACCAGGGAUGUGUUAAUAGUGUCAUUAACCAACUCAUUCACCAGUAUCCUGGCUGGCAUUGUGAUCUUCUCGGCUAUUGGCCACAUGUCUUAUAAACACAAUCUACCAGUGGACAACAUCGCUACAGAUGGUCCUGGUUUGGUGUUUGUUGUGUACCCUGAAGUCCUCUCCACCAUGCCUGGCUUUCAGCUCUGGGCUCCUCUCUUCUUCUUCAUGCUGCUGUGUCUCGGUCUCGACAGCCAGUUUGGCAACGUGGAGGUGGCCGUGACCUUCUUGAAGGAUGAGUUUGGAGUCAAAGUUCUGCAGUACGUGAAGAGAGAGGAGCUGCUCACUCUGCUUGUGUGUGUUGCGGGGCUUGUUUUGGGGAUUCCUCAUGUCACUAAGGGCGGUAUUUAUGUGUUCCAGCUGAUGGACCACUGCACUGCUGUGGUUUCCCUCAUCUUCCUGGCGUUCUUCGAAAUAGUGUCUGUAUGCUGGAUCUUUGGAGUGUCGCGUCUCUCCCGGAUGGUCAAGAGGAUGCGAGGCGAGUCCCCGAGCAUUUACUUCCGCAUCUGCUGGCUGCUCACCUGUCCCCUGCUGAUUGUGUGCGUCCUGGGCUCCAGCAUUGUUCAGUACACGCCUCCUCGCUAUGGAGAGUACAUGUACCCAACGUGGGCUGAGUUUGUGGGGUGGGUCAUCACUCUGGUCUCCAUAAUAUGGAUCCCACUUUGUGCUGUUCAUGAGCUCUACACUAGCAAAGGAUCACUUCUGCAGAGAAUUCAAAAAGCGGUGACUCCUACAUUAGACCUGGAUGCCCUGGAUCCUCAGCUAGAAAAGCUAAAUCUAGACAAGCCAGUGUUAGAAAAGCUGUUAAGUUCAUCAGUGUAACCAGAGAGCCAAAACCAGCUCUGUCUGUGAGACGAUUAGUCCUGCAGUGGGAUGCUCUGAUAUAUUAGUAUUUAUCUGUUUUUAGACGGUAACAUAUUUACAAAAGAUGUAACUUCAGACAAAUGGUCAAUUUUUUUUGUAGUUUUUUUUUUUUUGUCAAGUUUUUAAAUCUAUGGUUUUAUCUAUCAUCUGUAAGAUGCAUAAGAAGGAAAUAUUGUGUUUAGGGUCUUAUUGCAAUGUAAAAAGUAAAUUUAACAGGUUAUUCUUUACACUUUCUUACUGCAGGGAUGAUUUUCUCAGGGUGAUCUUGAUUAAUGUGCUUCAUAGCUUAAUUACUCUAAGGGAAUGGCAACUAAUGCUUCUGUAAAUCUAAUAGAUAAUGGCUGCUUCAGGGUCAUAGUGACACAUCCGUGACUCUAAGGGGUCGAGCUCCUCUACAACGAGGGCGGCAGCAAAGCGUUGCCUUUUCCUGCCUUCAUCCCCCUUUAACUCACGUUCUGCUGUUUCUACAGCACUAUGUUUUUAUUCUAUCAAUCAAGGAGUUACUUUUAUGAUGCUGGAAGUACAGAGAUUUGAAAAAAUAGGCGUAAAUGGUCAGCCCAUAAAAAAAGCGAGCAUAAUUUGCAACAGAUAAUUUACU
This is a messenger RNA of Fundulus heteroclitus (mummichog), 2531 nucleotides long. RefSeq lists its product as uncharacterized. The transcript has 14 exons. The record is from RefSeq and is a predicted model, not a curated record. Gene Ontology annotation, cellular component: membrane. Gene Ontology annotation, biological process: sodium ion transmembrane transport. Lineage: Eukaryota; Metazoa; Chordata; Actinopteri; Cyprinodontiformes; Fundulidae. The coding region runs from base 92 to 1891 and encodes 599 amino acids.